This is a messenger RNA of Juglans regia (Persian walnut), 318 nucleotides long. RefSeq lists its product as uncharacterized. NCBI's taxonomy places the organism in Eukaryota, Viridiplantae, Streptophyta, Magnoliopsida, Fagales, Juglandaceae. The record is from RefSeq and is a predicted model, not a curated record. Gene Ontology annotation, molecular function: nucleic acid binding; RNA-DNA hybrid ribonuclease activity. Bases 1 to 318 code for a protein of 105 amino acids. The transcript has a single exon.
AUGGAUAUUUCGGUGUCAAUUCCUAAAGUGAAGAAGGUUUCGGUGGUUAAGUGGAGUCCUCCCUCACAGAAUUGGGUGAAUCUUAAUAUGAAUGACAGCUUAGGUAAUCAUGGGCCUGCUGGUGCUGGAGGUGUCAUUCGUGAUGCCGGUGGUCAAAUGUGUGCAGCUUAUUUUGUUUUUUUAGGUCAGGGUUCUAACAACUUUGCUGAGCUGAGUGGUUCGAUGGAAGGGGUUAGAAGGUGCUAUCAUCUUGGCUUUUAUCAAGUGGAUAUUAAAACUGAUUCUCAAAUCCUUGUUAAUUGGAUCAAAAGGGGUUAG